This is a messenger RNA of Taeniopygia guttata (zebra finch), 8880 nucleotides long. The record is from RefSeq and is a predicted model, not a curated record. Lineage: Eukaryota; Metazoa; Chordata; Aves; Passeriformes; Estrildidae.
AGUCCUGCAGACACCGUGUGACAGGAGCUCUGCUGCCUUGGAGCAGGUACAGCUGCAGCUCCAGUGCUCGGUGCUGUCUGCCUCACAUUUGGAACACCCUCACUCCUUCCGGUCUUUCCUUCCAGGGGAGCAAUGACAGCAGCAUUUCUGAGCUGUUCUUGUCUUUUCUCCCAGAGCAGGCAGGGAAAGCAGACUUCGUGAUCUCCAUGCUAACUACCAGCCUGCCUGCUGCCAGUUCUGCCGACUUCUGCCAGUGAUGACAUUCAGCUUGCUCCUCCACACAGGAUACAGCACUGAUUCCUCAUUAUGUAAGGCAGUCUAGGUCAAGUGUAGGAGAGACACUGCUGGCCUGAGCAGGCUGCUGGAUUGCUCCCUCAGCUUCAUGGGGUCUGGAAGCUGGAUCCUCAUCUUUGCUACAUCUUCUUGGGCUUCUGGCCUUUCCACUGAUCAUAUGAGACAGCAAGUACCUGAAUGCUGUUAAUGGGGUCAGGCAAUCCACUAAUUUGAGUAUGGCAAUGUCUUUGGGUUUGUUAGUUCUGCAAAUUUUGCAUCAUUCCAGGUAUUUUCCUAUGCAGAAGAAUAAAUGGUAAUUAAAAUGUGCAGGAUGAAAAGAUGGAGCAGUCAGUGCUUGUACCACCAGGACCAGACAGCUUCCAAUACUUCACUAGAGAGUCUCUUGCAGCUAUUGAACAACGCAUUGCUGCAGAAAAAGCCAAGAACCCUAAACAAGAUCGCAAAGACGAUGAUGAAAAUGGGCCAAAACCAAACAGUGACUUGGAGGCAGGAAAAACACUCCCCUUUAUAUAUGGUGACAUACCUCCAGGAAUGGUGUCUGAGCCCUUGGAAGACAUGGAUCCAUAUUACAUCAAUAAAAAAACCUUUAUAGUAUUGAAUAAAGGGAAGGCAAUAUUCCGAUUCAGUGCCACCUCUGCCCUGUACAUUUUAACACCCUUCAACCCCCUUAGAAAAAUAGCUAUUAAAAUUUUGGUACAUUCAUUAUUCAGCAUGCUAAUCAUGUGCACUAUUUUGACCAACUGUGUAUUUAUGACCAUGAGUAACCCUCCAGACUGGACAAAGAAUGUAGAGUACACUUUCACUGGCAUUUACACAUUUGAGUCACUAAUAAAAAUCAUUGCAAGGGGCUUUUGCUUAGAAGAUUUUACUUUUCUUCGAGAUCCAUGGAACUGGCUUGAUUUCACCGUCAUUACCUUUGCAUAUGUGACAGAGUUUGUGGACCUGGGCAAUGUCUCAGCGUUGAGAACAUUCAGAGUUCUCCGAGCUUUGAAAACAAUAUCAGUCAUUCCAGGCCUGAAGACUAUUGUAGGAGCCCUGAUUCAGUCUGUGAAGAAGCUCUCAGAUGUGAUGAUCCUGACUGUGUUUUGUCUGAGUGUAUUUGCACUGAUAGGGCUGCAGCUGUUCAUGGGCAACCUGAGGAAUAAAUGCCUGCAGUGGCCUCCAGAAAAUUUUACUUUGGAAACAAAUAUAACUUCCCAGCUAAACAGCACCAUAGGUGAAAAUGGUACAUUGGUUAAUUCAACAGUGACUCCAUUUGAUUGGAAGGGGUACAUUGAAGAUGAAAGUCAUUUUUAUUUUCUGGAAGGGCAAAGCGAUGCUCUGCUUUGUGGAAAUAGCUCUGAUGCUGGGCAGUGCCCAGAAGGAUAUACCUGUGUGAAAGCUGGUAGAAACCCCAAUUAUGGCUACACAAGUUUUGACACCUUCAGCUGGGCUUUCUUGUCACUGUUUCGGCUAAUGACUCAGGACUUCUGGGAAAACCUUUACCAAUUGACUCUUCGUGCUGCUGGGAAGACAUACAUGAUAUUUUUUGUUCUGGUGAUUUUCCUGGGCUCUUUCUAUCUGAUAAACCUGAUCCUGGCUGUGGUUGCCAUGGCCUAUGAAGAACAGAACCAAGCAACCCUGGAAGAAGCAGAGCAGAAAGAGGCAGAAUUUCAACAGAUGCUGGAACAACUGAAGAAGCAACAAGAAGCAGCACAGGCGGCAGCAGUGGCAGCAGCAGCAGUAACAGCAUCUGCAGAAUCCAGGGAGCCCAGUGCUGCAGGAGAAGCAGGAGGGCUCUCAGAAAGUUCCUCAGAUGCAUCAAAAUUGAGCUCAAAGAGCGCAAAAGAGAGGAGAAAUAGAAGGAAAAAAAGGAAACAGAAAGAACAGUCUGGAGGAGAGGAAAAAGAUGAAGAUGAAUUUCACAAGUCUGAAUCAGAAGACAGCAUCAGAAGGAAAGGGUUCCGAUUGUCUAUUGAAGGCAAUAGACUGACAUACGAAAAGAAGUAUUCUUCUCCACAUCAGUCUUUGCUGAGCAUUCGUGGCUCCCUGUUUUCCCCAAGACGCAACAGCAGAACGAGUCUUUUCAGCUUCAGAGGUCGAGCAAAGGAUGUAGGGUCAGAAAAUGACUUUGCUGAUGACGAGCACAGCACUUUUGAAGACAACGACAGCAGAAGAGAUUCGCUCUUUGUGCCGCGCAGGCACGGAGAGCGGCGCAACAGUAACAUCAGCCAGGCCAGUAGGUCAUCCAGGAUGCUGGCAGUGUUUCCAGUGAAUGGGAAGAUGCACAGCACUGUGGAUUGCAAUGGGGUGGUUUCCCUGGUUGGUGGACCAUCUGUUCCCACAUCGCCUGUUGGACAGCUUCUGCCAGAGGUGAUAAUAGAUAAACCAGCUACUGAUGACAAUGGCACCACGACAGAACCAGAAAUGAGGAAGAGAUUAUCAGGUUCUUUUCAUGUUUCUAUGGACUUCCUGGAAGAUCCAGCUUUAAGGGAAAGAGCCAUGAGUAUUGCUAGCAUCCUCACAAACACUGUGGAAGAACUUGAAGAAUCGAGACAGAAAUGCCCACCGUGUUGGUAUAAAUUUGCAAAUAUUUUUUUGAUCUGGGACUGCAGUCCACAUUGGUUAAAAGUUAAGCAUCUUGUCAACUUAGUGGUAAUGGACCCAUUUGUUGACCUGGCUAUUACAAUUUGCAUUGUUUUAAAUACACUCUUUAUGGCUAUGGAACAUUAUCCAAUGACCGACGAAUUCAAUAAUGUACUUUCAGUUGGAAAUCUGGUCUUCACGGGAAUCUUCACAGCAGAAAUGUUUCUCAAGAUAAUUGCAAUGGAUCCUUACUAUUAUUUCCAGGAAGGCUGGAAUAUUUUUGAUGGCUUUAUUGUAACCCUUAGCUUGGUUGAACUUGGUCUUGCAGAUGUGGAAGGACUAUCUGUUCUUCGAUCAUUCAGAUUGUUACGAGUUUUCAAAUUGGCAAAAUCCUGGCCAACACUAAAUAUGUUGAUAAAAAUCAUUGGUAAUUCCGUGGGAGCUCUGGGGAAUCUGACCCUGGUGCUGGCCAUCAUUGUGUUCAUUUUUGCUGUGGUUGGGAUGCAGCUCUUUGGGAAAAACUACAAGGAAUGUGUCUGCAAAAUUGCAAGUGACUGUGUGCUCCCUCGCUGGCACAUGCAAGAUUUCUUCCACUCUUUCCUGAUUGUAUUCCGAGUGCUCUGUGGAGAAUGGAUAGAAACCAUGUGGGACUGCAUGGAGGUUGCAGGCCAAGCCAUGUGCCUUACAGUCUUCAUGAUGGUCAUGGUGAUUGGAAACCUAGUGGUACUGAACCUAUUUUUGGCCUUGCUCUUGAGCUCAUUUAGUGCAGACAACCUUGCUGUGACAGACGACGAUAAUGAAAUGAACAAUCUCCAGAUUGCUGUGGCAAGAAUGCAGAAAGGCAUAGAUUAUGUGAAGAGAAAAGCACGUGAAUUCAUCCAAAAAGCUUUUGUUAAAAAACAGAAAGCUUUAGAUGAGAUCAAGCCACUUGAAGAUUUAAACAACAAAAAUAGCUGUAUUUCUAACCAUACAACUGUGGAACUAAGCAAGGACCAUGACUAUAUUAAAGAUCCAAAUGGAACCACCAGUGGUAUAGGCACAGGCAGCAGUGUGGAAAAAUACAUAAUUGAUGAGAGUGAUUACAUGUCAUUCAUAAACAACCCAAGCCUCACUGUGACAGUGCCCAUUGCUGUGGGUGAAUCUGACUUUGAAAAUUUAAACACAGAAGAAUUUAGUAGUGAAUCAGACCUGGAAGAAAGCAAAGAGAAGUUAAAUUCAUCUAGCUCAUCUGAAGGCAGCACAGUUGAUAUUGGACUUCCUGCAGAAGAACAACCAGAAGCUGAACCUGAAGAAGCCCAGGAGCCAGAGGCCUGCUUCACAGAAGGCUGUGUAAGAAGGUUCAAGUGCUGUCAAGUAAGUAUAGAAGAAGGGAGAGGAAAGCAGUGGUGGAACCUUAGAAAAACCUGCUUCAGGAUUGUUGAACACAACUGGUUUGAGACUUUCAUUGUCUUUAUGAUUCUUCUCAGUAGUGGAGCUCUGGCUUUUGAAGACAUAUAUAUUGAACAACGUAAAACUAUCAAGACUAUGCUGGAAUAUGCUGACAAGGUCUUCACUUACAUCUUCAUUCUGGAAAUGCUGCUGAAGUGGGUGGCCUAUGGCUACCAAACAUAUUUUACUAAUGCCUGGUGCUGGCUGGACUUCCUGAUUGUCGAUGUCUCUUUGGUUAGCUUAACAGCAAAUGCAUUGGGUUACUCUGAACUUGGUGCCAUUAAGUCCCUUAGGACACUAAGAGCUUUAAGACCUCUAAGAGCUUUGUCACGAUUUGAAGGCAUGAGGGUCUCUUUGGUUCUUUCCCUGCCUGACUUUGCAUACUCUCACCAGUUCAUAGCUGAUCAGCAAGCACAUGCAGCAUGCUUCUUCCCAGGGUACCCUUCCAAGCUAUUUAAUGACAAGAUAUGCAGUUUUGAGGUGGUUGUGAAUGCCCUUUUAGGAGCAAUUCCAUCCAUCAUGAACGUGCUUCUCGUUUGUCUUAUAUUCUGGCUAAUUUUCAGCAUCAUGGGAGUAAAUCUGUUUGCUGGGAAGUUCUACUACUGUGUUAACACCACAACUGAUGAAAGGUUUGAAGUCGACCAAAUCAACAAUUUUAGUCAGUGCGAGGAACUCAUAAAAAACAAUCAAAGUGCCCGAUGGAAAAACGUGAAAGUAAACUUUGAUAAUGUAGGAUUUGGGUAUCUUUCUUUACUUCAAGUAGCUACAUUUAAAGGCUGGAUGGAUAUUAUGUAUGCAGCUAUUGACUCAAGAGAUGUGUUAGAACAACCCAAGUAUGAAGACAACUUGUAUAUGUAUUUGUAUUUUGUCAUCUUUAUAAUUUUCGGGUCUUUUUUCACCCUGAAUUUGUUCAUUGGUGUCAUUAUUGACAACUUCAAUCAGCAAAAAAAGAAGUUUGGAGGUCAAGACAUAUUUAUGACAGAAGAGCAGAAGAAAUACUACAAUGCAAUGAAAAAGCUGGGAUCCAAAAAACCACAAAAACCUAUACCAAGACCAGGGAAUAAAUUCCAAGGAAUGGUUUUUGAUUUUGUGACACAGCAAGUAUUUGACAUCAGCAUCAUGAUUCUUAUUUGUCUUAAUAUGGUUACCAUGAUGGUAGAAACUGAUGACCAGAGCGAAGAAAUGGAAAAUAUUUUAUACUGGAUAAACCUUGUGUUCAUUGUCCUUUUCACUGGAGAAUGUGUUCUGAAAUUAAUUUCACUUCGCCAUUACUACUUCACUAUAGGCUGGAAUAUUUUUGAUUUUGUGGUUGUCAUUCUCUCUAUAGUAGGAAUGUUUUUGGCUGAGAUGAUCGAGAAGUACUUUGUAUCUCCCACACUAUUCAGAGUCAUCCGGCUUGCCAGAAUUGGUCGAAUCCUGCGCCUCAUUAAAGGCGCUAAGGGAAUCCGCACUCUGCUCUUCGCUUUGAUGAUGUCUCUUCCUGCUCUGUUCAACAUUGGGCUGCUGCUCUUCCUGGUCAUGUUCAUCUAUGCGAUAUUUGGCAUGUCCAACUUUGCCUAUGUCAAGAGGGAAGCUGGGAUUGAUGACAUGUUCAACUUUGAAACGUUUGGCAACAGCAUGAUCUGCCUGUUUCAGAUCACCACCUCCGCUGGCUGGGACGGUUUGCUCGCCCCAAUUCUCAACAGUGGGGAGCCAGACUGUGACCCUAACAAGGCUCAUCCAGGGAGCUCUGUGAAAGGUGACUGUGGCAACCCUUCUGUUGGGAUUUUCUUCUUUGUCAGCUACAUUAUCAUAUCCUUCCUGGUAGUGGUGAACAUGUACAUUGCUGUGAUUUUGGAGAACUUUGGUGUUGCUACUGAAGAAAGUGCUGAACCUUUGAGCGAGGAUGACUUUGAGAUGUUCUAUGAAGUCUGGGAGAAGUUUGAUCCUGAUGCAACACAAUUCAUGGAAUUUGAGAAAUUGUCUGAUUUUGCAGCAGCACUUGAGCCUCCGCUUCAUCUACCCAAACCAAACAAAGUCCAGCUGAUUGCAAUGGAUCUGCCCAUGGUGAGCGGUGACAGAAUUCACUGCCUUGACAUCUUGUUUGCUUUCACAAAGCGUGUUUUGGGGGAAAGUGGGGAGAUGGAUGCCCUCAGAAUACAGAUGGAAGAUCGGUUUAUGGCAUCAAAUCCUUCUAAAGCUUCCUAUGAACCAAUUACAACCACAUUGAAACGAAAGCAGGAGGAAGUGUCUGCUGUUAUUAUUCAGCGUGCUUACAGACGUCACCUUUUAAAACGAACAGUAAAACAAGCUUCCUUUAUCUAUAACAAAAAUAAAACUGAAGGUGGGGCUGGGCAGGGUAUGAAAGAUGAAAUCCUUAUUGACAAGUUAAAUGAAAACUCAUUUACAGAGAAAACAGAUAUAACGGCAUCAACAGCAGUUUGUCCGCCUUCUUAUGAUCGUGUAAUGAGGCCAGUCAAAGAAAAGCAUGAAAAGGAAGAUAAAGAUGGUCAGAAAUAAGAGCAAAUAGCAAGAAAAAUCAUAUAAGUGCAAAGUAGUUCAUAUUCUGUAAGGAUCAUGUGUUUGUGUCAACAGGACUCCUGAAGGAGGUCUAUGCCAAACUGACAAUUUUUACAAAUAUACUGUACAUUAAAGGUCAGUGCCUAUUAAAAGACAGUGACCCCUUGUCAGUGACUGUGACUGUGAUAAGAAGAAACAACCUUGACAGGAGGUUACUGUUCUCAUUACCAGCUGACACUGCUGAAGAGGAGAGAAAAAUGGCUACACAGACUGUAGGGACAAGUUAAAGGGGUGUGAAACCAAGUAUUUGUGUGUUUAGCAUAAAACAAUAUGGUAACUCUAUCCACUGUUUGCAUUUCAACUGCCACAUACUUCAUAUUUUUACAAAAUCUGUGUUGGUGGAUUCAUCUUAUUUUUAUUCAUAUGUUGUUUAUUAUAUGUGACUAUUUUUGUAAAUGGGGCUUCUGUUGGGGAAGGGAAUUAAGUACACCUUUACAGGUACAAGGGCCAAGUGUUCUAUUAUACAACAAAUAUACACACAGAAAUUACUUGCAUGAAGGCAUGCUGCACUUAUAGAUCAUGCAUGAAAAUAACAUUAAGACACAAAGAACAACAGAUUUUUUUAGCACAGUGUUUCUGGAAAGGAAUAACAGAUUUCGAGGUGCUUAAUUAAUGUAUUCAUGUCAUAUCAUGUUCGAACAAGUCUUAGUAUGCCUGUAAAGUCCUCUACAACUCACAAGAACAGUAAAUAUGGUUAAAUUUUGGCACAGACCAUUAAGUCUCAGAAGGUGCAAACUUCUUCCUAGGUCUGGAGUCACAGAUGUUGUCUUUGUCAAAUGUCUUUCUGCAUACAAAUACUAAAGGAAUCUGCCUCAGCCCACCAAAUUGAUCAAAAAGAGCCCUCUAUAAAGUUGUUCUGCUUUAUCCUGCAGUAUUGUUUAGCCAUCUUCAGCUCUCAGUAAGGCUGAUGUUGUACACGUUAAUGAAAAGCCCUCUGCUAUGUAAAUAAUUUUUAACCUGUGGUGCAUGUUUGAGCAAACAGAUAAUGACUUUAGCACAUUUAUUGCAUCAAAUAUGUACCACAAUAAGUGUAGUGUGCAAGCAUUCAACAGGUAAAAUUACGUAUUAUCUACCAUUAUAGAUAGUUUGGAUGCAAUCAAUGCAUGUUUAUAUUGCCUAUGCUGCUAUUCCUUUGACUGUCCAGGAUUCUUAAACAUGGGAAGCCAUACAUCAGACCUAAAUGAAAUAAACUACUCAAAAAGACCUCAUUCCUCCAUACCAUUAAGCAAUAUUUUGCAGCUAUUUAGGAGCUUAUUUGUUUUACAUUUCUGAAUUUUCAGUGAAAUACAUAUAGUGUAUAUCCAAACUGUACAGAUGUUGAAAACUACUAAACCUGUUGAAAAUAAUGUUAGGAUUUUAUAAGCAAAUAUAAAUACUGUAAAAAUCAUUUUAUUUUAUUUUUCAGCAUUAUGUACAUAAAACAAGAACUGAAUUUUAUCUUCAGGUUGAUGUCACAACAUUUUUGUUACUUUCACUCCAUAGCACUUUUUCACAGAAGAACUUCUGAGAACAAGAUAUAACUAAGUGAAUGGAUAACUGUAGGAUCUUGUUUUUUACAGUAUUUGCCAACAUAUGAAUAAUUUCUGUGAAAUAAGUUCAUAAUUUGCUUCCAAAAAGCUACAUUUUUUUGGGGUUUUUUUUGCCAUUGGGAAAUGGUCUAAAGUUCAAAUUGAAUGUCUAAGCAGUGCCUGCAUCAUAAGUUUUCGGAUACAACCUUUCUUUCAGAGAAUCCUGAAUCUUUUCUCAUGUUUACUCACAGAUUUUUUUUCCUUCAUGCUGCACUAGAACAGUUCUAAAUAUUAUCUAGGGUCCACGAUAUUUUUUCACAAAGAGAAAGUAGCAAAAUUGUAUAAUCCAAUCCAUCAGGACAUUUUAUGUUUCUUACACAGGAAAAUUAAAUAUAGAUUACUUUUAUUAAAAUUAUUGACUAAAUCUGUAUUAGUGAACUGCAUGCAGGAAAAUGCUAUUACCCUAACUGAUGCUAAAGAACAUUAUUAAUGCGUCAAAAUAAUAAAGAUUACAUUUUUUAUUGUA